AUGGAAGAAGAGCAAUGUUUACAUGAAUGUGAAAACUACAUUCAAAGUCAUAAUAUAUCAUUAUUAUUAAAGGAUUGUAUCGUGCAGUUGUGUGUAAACAAACCCGAAAAUCCAGUCUCAUUUCUCCGACAGUAUUUUCAAAAAUUAGAACGGGAACAAGUCAAAGCGGCUGCUGCUGCAGCGGCUGCGUCAGAAGGUGAAGGUGACGGCGAACUAUCACCACUCCCAGUGCCAGGUGGACAGCCGCCACGACGACGCGGUGGUAUCAGUGCUGAACCUGUCACUGAAGAAGAUGCUACUAGUUAUGUUAAAAAGGUUGUGCCAAAAGAUUAUAAAACUAUGGGUGCUCUGUCGAGGGCCAUAGCGUCAAAUGUACUCUUCACACAUUUGGAUGAGUCGGAGCGUGCAGAUAUGUUCGAUGCUAUGUUCCCAGUACAAUGCCUGCAUGGUGAAACAGUCAUUAGACAAGGGGAUGAAGGAGACAAUUUCUACAUUAUAGAUUCUGGGGAAGUUGAAGUUUUAGUGAAUGGAGAACAUGUUACAACCAUUGGAGAAGGGGGCAGUUUUGGAGAACUGGCUCUUAUAUACGGAACACCUAGAGCUGCCACUGUUCGCGCACGUACUCCUCUCAAGUUAUGGGGCUUAGAUCGUGACUCAUACCGCCGCAUCCUAAUGGGCUCUACCAUAAGAAAGCGACGCAUGUACGACGAAUUUUUGUCACGUGUAUCAAUAUUAGAAAGCUUAGAAAAAUGGGAGCGGCUAACAGUUGCGGACGCUUUAGAACCCGUCUCAUUUACUGACGGCGAGACAAUAGUACGCCAAGGUGAACCUGGGAAUGAUUUUUACAUAAUUGUGGAAGGAACCGCGGUAGUACUUCAGCAGAGAAGCGGUCAGGGAGAAGGAUCAGCAAUUGAAGUUGGGCGUUUGGGUCCCUCUGAUUAUUUUGGAGAAAUAGCAUUGCUACUAGACAGACCCCGAGCGGCUACAGUUCGAGCAGCCGGACCACUGAAGUGUGUCAAAUUAGACAGAGCUAGAUUCGAGAGAGUGCUUGGUUUAUGUGCAGAUAUCUUGAAGCGUAAUAUCGCGCAGUACAACAGUUUCGUGUCACUCUCUGUCUAA
Molecule: messenger RNA, 1119 nt
Organism: Arctia plantaginis
Lineage: Eukaryota; Metazoa; Arthropoda; Insecta; Lepidoptera; Erebidae
Source: the annotation of a GenBank genome assembly